Molecule: messenger RNA, 870 nt
Organism: Caenorhabditis remanei
Lineage: Eukaryota; Metazoa; Nematoda; Chromadorea; Rhabditida; Rhabditidae
Exons: 5
Coding region: 1-870 (289 amino acids)
Cellular component (GO): mitochondrion
Molecular function (GO): glycine N-acyltransferase activity
Source: RefSeq, a predicted model, not a curated record
AUGUUUUCCAAGCUAUCAUCGGAACAGAUUUCUGAUUUUCUUCCCUUCUUCAAAUCCAAACCGAAAUUUGCAUUAUUUGCCAAUGCUGCCAAAUUCCAAGUUGAGGAGAGAAUACCAAAUCAUCCAUGCGACUUCUACUAUCUAGAAACAAGCAAUUCAAAGUAUUUUUAUGUCUUCCGUCACGAUAAUAUUCCGGAUAUUUGUGGACCGAUCCUAAUGAUUGGAAGCGAUCAAAGUGUCAAUGAGAAUGAUGUCAUUCAUGGUAUGGAACAAAUUAAGUCAGUUGAACCAGAUCUAGGAAAUAUUGAUAUGCUUAUUGCUCCAACGGCUGUUUCCCUUCCUGCAAGAAAGUUCUUCGUGCAUCACUACAAUCGAGAAGACUACAACAAUCCAUGUUACAACUUCCAUAUUACAUCAACUGCUCGCCAGGAAAUUCAAGAAAAUGUGGAUAAAAUCACUCUUCCAUCUGAUUUUUCGAUCGGAUCCACUCGUCUUUCUGAUUCGGAAGUGGUCAAUUCCACCUGGAAGUUUGCUACUCCGGAAACAGUUCUACAAAUGAAAGAAAUCAUUCAACGUCUUCCAACAUCUUGUAUUCAUCAUAAGGAUAAACCAGUGGCAUUUGAAAUGAUAGGAUUGCAUGGACAGUUAAAUCAUCAGUUUACUUUCCCUGAAUAUAGAAAUCGAGGAUUUGGAGGAAUGAUUGAAAACACAAUUGUUUCGAAAUGUUUCAAAGAAGGAAUUCAAGUAGUCAAGUCAAUUGAACUAGCAAAUGCCGAAGUUCUGAAGAGAAGCCGGAGUCAUUCACUGUGGGAAAUUAUUACGGAUGACAAUGGAGAUGAACUAGUUUUUGAUUACACUCAUUAUCAUUAA